AUGGCAUUGACAAUAUUUUUAUUUAACGUUUCUAAACUUGAUGAUCCGACUUCUAAAAUGGAUAUUAUUGAUGAAAAUGAUGAUCAAUCAACAUUUGAUAAACCAGCAGUAAAAUUUAUUCCUGAAGAAAAUAUUCCAUUACUUUGUGCUAAAGUAACAUUUCGAGGUAUACAUCUUUGGUCGACCAAUGUACGAAUUCGAAAUCACACAGCAAGUUUUAUUGCACGUGGAAACAAACCAAAGAAGUUUACUUUCAAUGUAGCAACAAUGCUAGUGCCUGAUGAUAGAUUAAAAAUCGAAUUUUUUACAUUAAAUUCGAGAAAAAAACGAAAAAGACUAAUUGCAAUUUUUGAAAUAAUGCUCGAAUGUUUAAUCGAUACAAAAUAUAUUGAUUUACGAGAAGAAAAUUUAUGUGAUACAAAUAAUCAUUUAAUAGAAGCAACUGUACAACUUAGACUUUACUACACACCACCAGAUAUUGAUCAACAAAUGGCUGGUUUAGGCUACGGAGAUAAUAAUAUGCUAGUCGAUUGGAAAAGUAUGUUCGAUGAUGAAGGACGACAUGGUGGCCAUCGCUAUAGACAUUUACGUUCAAAACAUGAUAGUCAAUUUAAAAAGAUUCGUUCGAAACUUAUCGGUCGUACAGAUGAUGCUGAUACAGAUUCAUGCAGUGAUUCGGAAUUUGACGAACAGCAAAACGUUGAUAGUAAUGACAAAGCUUUAAAAGAAAACAUUCAGAAACAGAUGGAACGCAAUAAUGUAGAAUUAAUAGAAAAAAGUUUGGGUCGAUAUAUGGGUGAUCCAUAUGAAAUGACUGAAUGGCAAGUGAUGGUUCAUAUUGUACAGGCACGAGAUCUUCCAGGUCUUAAUAUUAAUCCAUAUGUUGUCGUUCAAAUUGAUAAUCAAAAAUAUCAAACAAGUACACAGAAAUCUUCUAAUUCACCUUAUUUCGGUGAAUUCUUUACAUUUGAUUUCACAUUACCAGCUACCAAAUUUAUGGAAAAAGUUAUUUUUAUUAAAGUUCAUGAUGAAAUUAGAAUAAUCAGUAAAUUUACAGAUACAGCACCCAUAGGAGUUUUUCGAUUAGAUGUAGCAACAGUUUACAAUGAAAAAGAACAUGCAUUUGAGCGCAAAUGGGCUCAAUUAGUAAAUCCAGCAAAUGUUGGAGCACAUUGUGGCCAUUUACUUGUUUCAUUAUCUGUUACACAAUGUGGUGUACCAACGAAAAAUGUUGUUAGUGAAACAGGACAAGAAGAUGAUGAAUUUAACCCAUUAAAAACUUUAAUACCUGCAGCUAUGCCUCGAAUACUUUUUCCUAUGCAAUUAAAAAUAAUUUUCUAUAGUGCAAGUGAGCUACCUGAAAUGAUGACUGAUUUUUUAGCAACUGUUUCAAAGAAAAUUAUGCAAUCGGACAAUUGGGAACCGAUUGAUUCUUAUGUUGAAGUUUCAUAUAAUACAAUGACAGCAAAAACAGAAGAUCGUAAUGGUACAACACCAGUUUGGGGCGAAGCACUUUAUCUUGUUGGACGUUUUCCACCACUCAUAAGAACAAUGAAAGUAACUCUUAAAGAUCGUGCAGCUAUGCAAUCAGAUCGUGUGAUUUCAUCAUUUUUUAUCGAUAUUUUACUCAUCAGUGAAAGUAAUCCAGCCAUCGGUUUUUUACCGACAUUAGGUCCAACAUGGAUUUUUUUAUAUGGAAGUGCACGAGAAUAUCCAAUCAGUAAAGAACAGGUUAAUCUCAGUGAAGGAAUGGGUGAAUCUAUUUGUUAUAAAGGACGAAUACUUAUGGCUAUUGAAUCUCAUCCUGUCAAUGAAGAAAAUGCAGCAAACAUGAACGUACAAAAGGAAACUGGUAUAGCAUUUCCUGAAGCACAUAUAUUUCCAAUGAAACGUACAUUUCUUUUAUUUGGCUGUAUUUAUGAUGUUAGUAUGAUUGAUGAAUCAUUUGGUAAUUCAACAAUCUGCUUUGAAUUAAGUAUUGGUCCAAGUGGAUAUUUAAGUCCAAAUGAAUUAGCUACGGCAUAUCAUAAACCUGUGUCAUCAUUGACACGACUGUAUCCACGUAUACCUAUUGAUAAUAAUAAAAAUCAUUUUCGUUUACCGAUUGAUUUACAAAAACCAAUAUUAUUUACAAAAUAUAUAUUUCAUGAUUAUAUCUAUCGUAUGGCACUAUCAAAUCGUCUAAAACAUAUAUCAGAAUAUCUGUAUGAAAAAAUCAGUGCUUUGAAGAUGAAAAUCAAUUCGAAAGUACCAAAUGAAAUUCUCAUGGAAGAAUAUCGGAAAAUUGAAAACUAUGUUCAUACAUUACCGUGUGGAUGUGGCGAACAAAAAGAGGAUGCUGAUGCAUUGCUUUAUACGCCUGCUGUUCAUCCAAAUUUAUCGGAAUUACUAAAUUGUGGUUCGACAGCGAAUACUAAAAUGAACGAUAUGGAUCAUAAACGGCAUAAAAAAAUUCUGUAUUAUCUUGAUGUCAUAAAAAGUUGGAUUUCUAGAGCAGCCGAUUUUGAUGAUUCAAAACGAUAUGAAACUAUUAAAGAAUUGUAUAAAAUAGCUGAUGUAUUUCGUAAAAUGGCUAUUGAUGCACAACCAGCUUUGCCCGAUAUAUUUUUAUGGAUGAUUUGUGAUUCACAACGAGUAGCUUAUGCACGUUUUCAACCUGAAGAUCUAUUUUUUAAUAUAUGCCAAGGCGACAAAGGUUUACAUAGUGGUCGUGUACAAACUAUUUUUCUCAAAACACCACGUUCAACAUAUCAACGAUUUAAUUCAUCAACAAAUGCGAAAGUACAAUUGUAUCUUUGGCUUGGAAUUGAAGAAUACGAACCGUGUAUAUUUAAAAACUUACCUACCGGUUUCGAUAUGCCAACAUUACCAUUGCAACCGGAAUUGAAAACUAUAAGAUAUAAUGGAGGAACAUUUUUUGAAUUGCGAUGUCACUGUUAUAAAGCAAGAGCAUUGAUUGCUGCUGAUGCAAGUGGAUUGUCUGAUCCGUUCCUAAGUGUCACCAUUGGGAAUGAGACACAAAGGACACCAGUUAUAAAGCAAUCGUUAAAUCCACAGUGGAAUAUAACAUUAGCCUUCAGAAACUUGAUACAUGUGGGCACUCGAGAAACAGCAGAGGAAAUUGUUGGCAAUGUUGUUGUCGAAUGUUAUGAUUAUGAUGAAGGUGGUGAUGGUUCCGAUUUAAUUGGACGUUUUUCCACAAUCGCUCAACUUAAUAUCUGUAAUCAACAAAAUCUGCCCAAUGAACAUUUCUUGAGAUGGUAUGAAUUCAAAAUAGGUGAUAAACAAGCUGGAGAACUGUUAGCAUUAUUUGAACUUGUUGAAAUAAAUUCAGAAACAAGACAAGCGGAAACAGCAUGUGAACUUGAAGAAAUUUUCAUAACAACAGUAAAUUAUCCUGCAUCAGAUUACAUUACUAAAGUGGUAACAAAUAAAGUUUAUAGAAUUCCAGAGAGUCUCAUGCCAAAAUCAAAAGAUUAUGAAAUUGAGGUCAUGUUUUGGGGUUUACGUGAAUUUCGUACACUUAAUGCUCUAGAUUAUCUACGCAUUGUUCAACAAAAUGAAGUAACAAUUGAAUGUGCUGGUAAACGUGUAGCAAAGAUAAUAAAAAAUGCACAAAAAAAUCCAAAUUUUGAAUCAUCACCUCUAGAAACAGAAAAAUAUAGACUUUGCAUUUCUUUACCAGAUGAUGAAACGUUUUGGCCAUAUUUAAGUAUUCUUUGCGCAGAAAACAGUCUUUUUGGAAAGAAAGAAAUAAUUGGAAAUCUAGUUGUAACUAAUUUACAGAAAUAUUUUCAAAAACCUGCUGAUCAUUUAUCGAAAACUGACCAAGAUCUAGCUGAAGUUGUGAAUGAAUUAUCAAAAAGAAUACCAUCUCUAACUGAUGGAUUACAUAUUGUAGCUGUUGUAGCGGAUCAGAGCGCUGAUUUACGGAACAAAAAGUUACUUGAGUUUGAAAACAAAGUAGGUCAAGAUACUAAAACGCCAAUUAUCAUGACUGACAUAUUCGAAAAAGAAGGCGAUGAUAAAUUUGAUGAACAAUCAAAUGGAGAAAGGACUGAUUUAAAAGAAGAUAAUUUAGAACAAAAAUCAGCUGAUGGCGGAGCAUAUGGAAAUGAACCUUUAACAGCCGAACAAAGAAUACGAAGAAAUAAUAUGGAGAAAGCGGCUGGAUGGUGGCAUAAGUAUUAUGCAUCGAAAGCAAGAUUGAAAUUAAAGCAACGAGCUACCUUAGAUAUGGAUGAAGUUUUGGCAAAUAGUUUUGAUGUAGAUGCAAGUGAUUUUGACGACCACACAGACUUGGUUGCCAAAAAACGUCUUAAUUUGUGGGGUAAAGUCAAAAAAAUAGUGCUAACUUCUGGAAAAGCUCAAGAAACAUUGCGGCAUAUGACCACUCAACACAUGGAACGUCUAAAAGGUUUUCAGAAACCUACAUCAGAUUUUGAAAAUAGUUUUGAGCACAUUGAAAAUGAUCGUCUCAAAGAAUUGACAUUAUUACAAACAUUUGAUGUAGUUGAAACAGAAUUAGAAAAUGUUUAUGAUUAUGAAGGUUUUACGGAUUGUAUUGAAACAUUUCCUUUAUAUAAAGGUAAAGGUUCAAAUCGAUCAGAUGAAUUUGGUGAUGAAAAACGUAUCGAAACGAAGUUUAAGGUUAUUAAUAUGUUUUUGUAAUUUUCAUUUCUCAGCCGAAUGAUUUACGGUAAUAGCAUUCUUCUCUUUGUCAGUUACUACCUUCGAUAGUAGAAAUUAUCGUAUGUCGAAUAUUUUUCUAAUAUUUGGAAAAUAUCGAACUUCAGAUGUUAGUUUAAUCCUUUACGGCCAGCUACCAGAAGAUAGGAAGAAAAAAAUUCUUCUUCUAUAUAUUCUUUGUCUCUUAGGUGUGGAAGUUACAGAAUUCCAUCUUGGAGUUUAAAGAACUGAUAUUAAGCCGAAUGUCAACAUGUUGCCUUUUGGCAACAUCCGGCCGUAAGGGUACAAAAAGUUGGAAAAAGUCAAUUAUUUUUCCUCGAUAUAAGAUCAAUAAUUUGCUGUUAGUUUCAGUCC
This is a messenger RNA of Rotaria socialis, 5043 nucleotides long. Lineage: Eukaryota; Metazoa; Rotifera; Eurotatoria; Philodinida; Philodinidae. The record is from the annotation of a GenBank genome assembly.